This is a messenger RNA of Helobdella robusta, 303 nucleotides long. RefSeq lists its product as hypothetical. NCBI's taxonomy places the organism in Eukaryota, Metazoa, Annelida, Clitellata, Rhynchobdellida, Glossiphoniidae. The record is from RefSeq and is a predicted model, not a curated record. The annotation marks the transcript as partial. Gene Ontology annotation, cellular component: signaling receptor complex; basal plasma membrane. Gene Ontology annotation, biological process: protein phosphorylation; positive regulation of kinase activity; cell surface receptor protein tyrosine kinase signaling pathway. The transcript is spliced from 2 exons. Gene Ontology annotation, molecular function: ATP binding; transmembrane receptor protein tyrosine kinase activity.
CAGGUACAGGUGGCAAUCAAGUGCCUACCAAAGGACCAGGUCAAAGGUCAGACGAGUGAUUUUCUUCAAGAGGCCACCAUCAUGCACUCCAUCUGUCAUCCACAUAUCAUAAAACUGCAUGGAAUCGUAACAGAACUUGCUCCACUAAAAUCUCUUCUUGAAUGCCUGAAAGAUGCCAGCAUGCAGACGACAUUCACCUUGCAACACCUGUACAACCUGGUCACUCAGCUGGCAGACGCUAUGAUGUACCUCGAGAAGAACCGACUGGUGCAUAGAGAUCUCGCUGCCAGGAAUGUACUCAUG